Molecule: messenger RNA, 873 nt
Organism: Fonsecaea multimorphosa CBS 102226
Lineage: Eukaryota; Fungi; Ascomycota; Eurotiomycetes; Chaetothyriales; Herpotrichiellaceae
Exons: 1
Coding region: 1-873 (290 amino acids)
Molecular function (GO): methyltransferase activity
Source: RefSeq, a predicted model, not a curated record
AUGCCUGAGCUGACAGACCGCGACCGGAAAUUCCAACUAUACUUCGCCCUCCUGGCGCCGCAAUAUGCCCACUUGACCUCGAACACAACCUACGACCUCCUGCUGCAAGCCUUCAACGGGCCUCUCCGAUCACGUCUCAGCAACCCGCUCACCUCGUCUGACCCUGUGACUGUGCACGAUAACGCUUCAGGCCCGGGCACCGCGACCUCGGCCUUACUCGCCUUCUGCCAAAGCGCCGACCUGCCGGUACCGACCGUCCAUGCCACGGAUUACACCGAAGCCAUGAUCGAGGCCCUGCAGCGCGAGAUCUCCGCUCGAGGCUGGGAAGGACCCAAAGUCACCGCUCGCGUGGCCGACUCUCAAGCUCUGGACUUUGGAGACGACACCUUCGACCUCGGGAUCGUCAACUUCAGCAUCGCAAACUUCGACAACGCCGAGAUGGCGAUGCGGGAACUGUACCGCACGCUCAAGCCCGGUGUUGGGACCGCGAUAGUCGCCAACUGGGAGACGUUCGGCUUCGCCACCGUCCUCAACGCGGCCAUGAAGAAGGUCAGACCGAGCAUCCCGGGCCCCUUGCCUGCGGCGGGCCAGGAGUUCAUGCAGGAGGACGUCCUCGUCAAGACGCUGGUGAGUGCUGGCUUCGAGAAGCACAAGAUCCUCGUCUACCAGACGGAGAUUGUGGUGGGUGACGCUGAGAGGUUGGCCGGCAUGAGGGACUUCAUGACCGGACCGUAUCUUGGGCCAGUCGCUUCGACACUGUCAGAAGAAGAGAAGAAGGAGUGGCCUGCUGCUGUGGCCAAGUCGAUUGAGGAGGCCAAAGCCGCCGAUGGGGGUGUGCUUUGUAAGGCGUGGGUGCUUGCUGCGUCGAAGUAG